This is a messenger RNA of Salvia hispanica, 483 nucleotides long. RefSeq lists its product as uncharacterized. NCBI's taxonomy places the organism in Eukaryota, Viridiplantae, Streptophyta, Magnoliopsida, Lamiales, Lamiaceae. Gene Ontology annotation, molecular function: nucleic acid binding. The record is from RefSeq and is a predicted model, not a curated record. Gene Ontology annotation, biological process: DNA integration.
AUGCCCCAAGUUCCAGUAAUCGUCUGCGAGAUCUUUGAUGCAUGGGGAAUGGAUUUUAUGGGGACCCUUCCCAUCUUCCUAUGGUAUGGAGUGCCUCGAGCUAUAGUCUCAGACCAAGGAACACACUUCUGCAAUUGCACCAUCGAAGCAUUGAUGAGGAAAUAUGGUGUCCACCAUAGGUUAUCCACACCUUACCACCCUCAGUUUAAUGGCCAGACAAAAAUUUCUAAUCGGGAAAUCAAAGCAAUAUUGUUGGUCUUUGGAAAAAUGUGCCACCUACCAUUGGAAAUAGAACACAAGGCCUAUUGGGCCAUCAAGGAGAUGAAUAUGAAGGCACAGGCAUGUGAAGAAGAGAGAAAGCUGCAAUUGCAAGAGCUGGAGGAAUUGAGACUGGAAUCAUAUGAUUCGGCAAUGUGGUACAAGGAGAGAACAAAACUCUGGCAUGACAAGAACCUCCGGGUCAAGGAAUUGCAAGUUGGGUAG